AUGCCGAGUACCGCUGAACAACUGCAGAUUGUUACGGCACUGGAUGUGGAUUAUCUGCCAACCGCCGACUAUGCCGAUGCUAAAGAUAAGCUGGAUAUCUACAUGCCUUUGGGCGCAACGAACGCUCCCGUGGUCGUCUACUUUCACGGUGGAGGUCUCAUGUACGGUGACAAAAUCCUGGCGCAGGUGGUGGCCAAACGGCUGUUGGCCAGAGGCAUUGGCCUGGUGUCUGCCAACUACCGACUGUCGCCCGGGGUGAUGCAUCCAGCACAUGUCCAGGAUGCGGCAGCUGCCACCGCCUGGGUGUACAAAAACAUUGCCGCAUACGGCGGCAACCCACGAAAUCUAUACGUUAGUGGACAUUCCGCCGGUGCCUAUCUGGCCACUCUGCUGGCCCUGGAUCCACAACAUCUGCAGCAGCAUGACUUGGCACUGUCCGAUAUCAGCGGUGCCAUCCUGGUCAGCCCGUUUCUCUAUGUAGAGGAGACUGCAAAAGAUCGGUCGAAGUCAGUUUGGGGCGAAGUGCCUCUGGAUUGGUUGGCAGCCUCGGUUACACCGCAUAUUGCACCAGGCAAACCACCGAUGCUGCUUAUCUAUGCCGACGGCGACGACCCAUGGCGCCGCACCCAGAACGAAAAGCUGGCAAAAGAACUCACCAUGAGCGGUAACAGAGCUGUCAGAGCAAUUGAGGUACCUGACCGAGACCAUACAUCUCUGAUUUCGGAGAUCAACGCAGCUGACGAUCAGAUCGGCGAGCUUGUGGCGACGUUCGUUACCGAACAUACGCCUUGA
This is a messenger RNA of Symbiodinium necroappetens, 792 nucleotides long. The record is from the annotation of a GenBank genome assembly. Lineage: Eukaryota; Dinophyceae; Suessiales; Symbiodiniaceae.